This is a messenger RNA of Monodelphis domestica (gray short-tailed opossum), 5178 nucleotides long. RefSeq names its product acyl-coenzyme A amino acid N-acyltransferase 2-like. Gene Ontology annotation, molecular function: fatty acyl-CoA hydrolase activity. The record is from RefSeq and is a predicted model, not a curated record. NCBI's taxonomy places the organism in Eukaryota, Metazoa, Chordata, Mammalia, Didelphimorphia, Didelphidae. Gene Ontology annotation, biological process: fatty acid metabolic process; acyl-CoA metabolic process. Gene Ontology annotation, cellular component: peroxisome.
UCAGUAUUACAGUGUUACUUCUGACACAGAGAGAUAGUCUCUCUUUAUUUUCAGGAUACACUAUGAUACUGAAACAGAGUAAAUUUGUAAACUGUGUUUUGCAGUUUGAAUUUUACUAUUUGAUUUCCCCAUUAUUUCUGUUAAACAUAAGGACAAUUUAAAACAUUUUACACUUGGUAUAACAGGACAAUGAAGAGAGGGCUCCUAGGCGAUCACAUAAUGUGUAUUUUAGAGAUGUCCUUCUGGAGAUAACACCUUAAUUCUUACAAAGCAAGUUCCAGAGGCAUUGUGGGAGAGGUGGGGGCCUCAAGUUACAGCUUAUUAUUCUGUGGGGCAGCUUUAAGCAAUUGCCAUCGCUGGAGUUGCAGGACUAUUAAGGAGAGCAGAAGACCUGCACACUGGGAGAGAAGACAGAGAAGCAGCAAAAGGCAACCCAGGAGACUGAAUCAGAAUAAAAAGACUGACUCCAAUAUUUCUAAACGCGAUCGAGGACUAGGGCUACAACUGUCACAAUGAAGAUCCUCAAAUGAAAUGUCACAAAGGAGCUUUUGUAGUCAAAACAGGGUGGGGCAUCAGGCAACCCUAUAAAAAGCCCGGACAGCUGAGCUGGAUUACAGUUGGGGGCAGCAGGACCAAGAAACCUGAACACACCAGUCAUGAAGAAGGAAGGGAAAUUUACUGAGGUAUUCAGGCUAAGAUAUCAUUUGUGCCCCAUACUACACUUUGCCAAUGGUCCAGCUAAUUGUCACCCCAGAAACAGCUCUUGCUGAUGAGCCAAUAUGCAUCAGAGCAACUGGACUUAACCCUUUUCAGGUUGUAACCUUCACGGCAUCACUGACAGAUGAAAAGGGGAAGCUCUUCCAAUCUCGAGCUUUCUAUAAGGCCAAUGAAGCUGGCAAUGUGGCUCUAGAUCAAGCAGCUGCUCUUGGGGGUGACUAUGUGGGUGUCCAUCCCAUGGGUCUCUUCUGGUCCUUGAAGCCUGUGAAUCCAUUUAGGCGACUACUGAAGCAAGAUGUAAUGAACAGCCCCUUUUACAUACAGCUUGACAUCUUUGACUCACUUCUUUUGGAGGAUUCUCCCAAGAUUCACCCAAAGGCUAGCCAGAUGAUAGAACGUUGGUUCUCAGGCCCUGGACUGCAAAGGAUCCCAGUGAGAAAUGGUCGAGUUCGAGGAGCUUUUUUCCUCCCUCCAGGAGAAGGCCCUUUCCCAGGGGUAAUUGAUUUAUUUGGUGGCAUUGGUGGCCUGAUUGAAUUUCGGGCCAGUCUCUUGGCCAGCCAUGGCUUUGGCGUAUUGGCCUUGGCAUAUUUUGCCUAUGAAGACCUGCCUCGCAGCUUGCUGGAAGUUGACCUGGAAUAUUUUGAGGAAGCUGCCAAUAUGUUGCUGCAUCACCCACAGAUCCAAAGGUCAGGGAUUGGGGUCAUCUCAGUAUGUAAAGGUGCUGAGAUUGGGCUGGCCAUGGCAAUACACCUGGAACAGGUUGCAGCCACCAUCUGUAUCAAUGGGACCAAUGCUGUCCAUGAGACCCCAUGCAAAUACAGAGAUCUUGUCAUCAGCCCAAUUCCCCACCAGAAGGAGUAUACCCAGAUACACGUGUCAGGGGCUCUAAAUUUUCGUCGUAUUAAGGGAGACCCUCGAGAUGAAGUCAACCAACAGAGUGUCCUGCCUGUAGAAAAGGCCCGGGGCCAUAUUCUCUUCAUCGUGGGAGAGAAAGAUGAAUGUCUCAACAGCAAGGCUUAUGCUGAGCAAGCAAUGGAGCAGCUGAAGAGCCACGGAAGAAGCAAUGGGACUCUGCUCUCCUACCCUGGGGCUGGACACCUGAUAGAGCCUCCCUAUUCCCCACUGUGCUUUGCCUCAUGGAACCCCUUCUUAUCCAGGCCCUUUCUGUGGGGAGGUGAUAUCCGCUCUCAUGCAGCAGCCCAGGAGCACUCUUGGAGAGAGAUUCAGAAAUUCCUCAGAUGCCACCUCGCUCCUUCCAGGAGCAAACUCUGAAAAAAGAGAAAAGCCUGACGGGGAGAAAAAUACCUUGGAAUGGAGGAUAGCAGAAAAGAUAAGAGCCUCCACAGUCACUAAUAGGCCAUAUUUCUUUGUGUCUAUCUGAAUCUAUUUCCCCCUUUCUUGGAGUCUACAAUUUCCUUUUGGCCCUGCCCACAAAAGCUGUAUUUGUUUUCCUCCUUUCCUUCCUAAUCAUCUUUACUCAGAAAGUACUUUCACAGUACUGAGCAUCCACUUUUUCUGUUCCUGAGGUGGUCUGUGACACAAUCAGAAUCAGAGUAGGAAGUAUGGAAGUCUGCAGAGAUGUGUCACAGGAAACAUUUGUAACUUUUGCAAACACUUAUUGUAUGCUGAUAUAUGUUGAGAAUGCCUUUGGUAGAUUGAUUCCUUUUAGAAUUUUUCCUGAGUUCCCUUUCUAUAUGCUAUUAAUUCCCUACAAGCAAUUCUCUCUAUUCCCUCUGCCUUACCGGUGGAAGACUAGAGCCUCUUUCAAUAAUCUCCCCACAUUACUCAGAGACAUUUACUCUCAAAAAGUCCAUACCAUCUACUUAUACCACCAUCUGCCCAGCCUCACUGGCAUUGCCAAAGGAACUCUCUGACACUCUUCUAUCUUCAUUAAUGAUUUCAGCAAGAUCAGGAAUCCUGGCUCUCUUCUUGGGAAAUCUUCCUUUCCUUCUAUUUCUCCCACUUUCUCACCCCUGCUUAGCGUGUUUAUCACCCUAUUCUUGAACUUGAGUCACUUUCUAUUCCCUAUUCUUUAAGGUUAUCAACCCUCUUUUGUCUUUAUUUGUCUCCAUACCCAACCUGAACUAUCUUUCUUGCCACUUUGACCUUCCCACUUGCUCUGCCAUGGCAGUCCAUGCACAGCUUUGGACUACCCCCGCCCCCCGUAUUCUUUGUUCUUAUAUUUUCUAGUACUGCUAAACAAUGUCAAGAAAGCAGGUUGACUGGUUCUACUACAAAUUCAUACUCUCUAGGUUCAAUUGGGCUUUCCUUCUUCUUGCUCACCAAUUCCUUCAUCUUUUUUCCAGCACCUAUUGAAAUUCUCACAAUUGUUUUUCAAGCCCUUUCUACCCUCUUGAAGCACAUUAUCCUACCUUGCUGUCCACCUCACUUGAUGCCUUCAUUUUCUUAAAAAUAAUUUUUUUCACCAACUACCUGGAAAAACAUUUUAAAAUCUUUGUUUAUUUUUAAGUUUGAGUCAAAUUUUGACCCUCCUUCCAUCACUCCCCCCCCCCCACUUUCUGAGAUGGCUAGCAAUCUAAUAUAGAUUUUACAUGUAUAAUAGUGUAAAACAUCUCUAUGUUAGUCAUUUUGUGAAAGAACUCUAACCAACAAUUGAAAAAUGAAGAAAUAAGUGUGUAUAAUAAGAAAAAUAAUUUGUCUUGGUCUGCAGACUCUUAUCAGUUCUUUCUCUUGAGACAGUUGACAUUUUUCAGUUGAAGAUUUUCUUAGAUCACUGUAUCCCUAAGAAUAGCUAAGCCAUUUAUAAAUGUACAUCAUAUUGCUGUUAUCUUGUAUCAAGUACAAUGUUAUCUUGGUUCUGCUUAAUUCAUUUUGUAUCAGUUCAUGUAGAUCUUAACAGAUUUUUCUGAAAUCCUCCUGCUUAUCACUUCUUAUAGCACAAUAGUAUUCCAUCAUACUCAUAUACCCCAAACUUGUUCAGUCAUUCCCCAAAUGAUAGAUAGCUCCUCAAUUCCCAAUUCUUUGCCACUGCAAAAAGAGAUACUAUAAAUAUUUUUGCACAAACAAGUCCUUUUCCCUUUUCGAAAAUCUCAUUGGGAUACAGACCAAGUAAUGGUAUUGCUGGAUCAAAGGAUAUGCACAAUUUUAUAGCCCUUUAGAAGUCCUCACUUUCUACUUGAGUAAGAGGGUUAAAGUUACCCAAAGAUCUCCCUGAUGUUCUCCCUCCUUAACCUUCAAGUUUAUCUGUAUUUUCACCAAUUCUCAUCUCUUUAGUUCACUCAGGGGAAAAAUGUCUCUCCUGGCUCCCGAGUUUCUAAUCUGUCAAAUGAAGGGGUUAGACUUGAUCACUCCUGAGUUACCUGUCUUCUAGCCCUAGAACUAUGACCAUAUAACCUUGUGGCCUUUCUUGCCAAGUGUCUUUAUCUUUCUUCUGCUUGUGAUCUCCUUUGUCUAUAUCCUCUAGAACGCUGUUCCCUAAAUUAACUCUUGUUCUCUUCCACCAGCUCUUUGCCCUCUACCUUCAAACUUGAACCGCUUCUAUCUUUCCAAGUCCUUCUUUUCAUUCUAUAACACCCUAAAGUUAGACUCAUCUCUUUUUUCCCUUUACUAUCUAACUUUGGAGAGAAAUCUAUACUCUUAUAUUGCCUCUACCUCAUCAUGCUCCAUCAUUCUUUAACCCAUUGGGAUAUGGAUUCCAACCCUGUCAGAUGACUGAAACUCCUCUUUUAAAGGGCUAGUAACCUUAAUCAGAAAUUCUGAUGACUUUUUCUCCCACCUGUCCAUCCCUUAUUUGUAUUCUAUUCGACAUUUGACAAUGUUGAUUUCCUCCUCCUUUUUUAUAAAGGCUUUCCUCUCUUGGUUACUGUGACUAUUACACUAUUCUGGUUUGUCCUUAUAAUAUGUCUAUGUCUAUUUUUAUUUGUAUAUGUGUUUAUACAUGUUAUAUUCUAUUUACAUAAUAAAGGUGAGGAAACUGAGGUUGACAGAUUAAUUUAUUUUCUCAGGGUCACAUUGAGGCCAGUUUUGAACUCGGGUCUUGCUGACUCUUCUCACUUUGAGAAUAUGCUAUUCUUUUUUAUUGUAAUACUUUUCCAUCUCUGUUUACCAAAUGCCUAUUUACCUUUUAGGGUGCAAUUCUCAAAUGUCAUGUCCUCCAUGAAAAUCCACCUGAUCCCCUCUGUAUUCCCUAAGCACUUUCUUUUGGCUAUUAUGCCAUUAAUCACACAUUACCUUAUAUUAUAAUUAUUACCGUGCAUGUUUUGCCUCUUUUGCCCAUGAGAGCAGGGAUUUUGUUUUAUAGUGCUUUGUGACCCCUAUUUCCUCAUAUAUAGCAAACAUUUGAUAAAUAUUUGUUGAUUGAAGGAAUACAUAAAUUGAAAUGUGAUUAUAUUGUGAUAUGUUAGAGGUAGCCCCUAGUUUUAUUUCAGUAAUUAUUUUGUGAAGAAAUUUGUACAUCAUAUGAGUUAUUUAACAUAUGAUCAAUAAAUUAAAUUAUGCCAA